UGUCUAUAUUGUUUUCUUUGCUGGAACAACCAUCCAAGGGAAACCUUUUAAAAUCUCUCCCAGACAAAGAUUUUAUUUAUGAUGGAGAAUACUGAUAUUUGUCAGCAAUUUAUGUUUACAUAAAAAUAAGUUUAAUGAUUAAAAUGAUUGUCGUCUCCUAAUCCAGUCAUUCCCAAUCUUUCUGAAGUUUCAGUACCUUGGGCACAGAUUGACCAACAUUUGUAUCUUUGUUCUUAACGUUCCCUAACAGCAUAUUUUAAACUAAGCUGAGGUAAAGCUAACUUUUCCUUGAAUUUCUGAGAAUUCUUUGACUUCUGAGGUAGUUGGUAUAAUACUUGGGCUCUUACAAAACCAGCAUUGGGAAUCCCUGCUGUGGAUCUGUCAUCUUUGCUGUUUCUUCAAUAUUAUUCUCCCUCACAGAUGACCUUUCACCCCUCCUCAAGGUUUUCUGGUUUCUAUUCUUUCUCAGUCUCUGCUUUUUCAUUUCUAGUACUUCAUAGCCAAUAACCUCAGCAGUUGUUGUUGAUCAUUCCCUUGAGGUGACACAAAACCUGUUUAUUAUCAACAUGUAGUGAUUUUUUUUUCCCAUUAAGAUUGGCUACAAAAUAAAGUGUGAAAUACGCCCGACAUCCUGACAGUAAAGGUUAGCUCAGUUGAUGGUGAUUGUCUGUCGCAUGUCUGACUAGAAAAUUGGAACGUUGGUGUUUGCUGCUUGGUAGGAGUCCAGUGUAAAAACCAAUGAUGACCUUAGGCAAUGGCAGGGUUCCUUAGCGGUUGCUUGGGUCACAAGCCUAGACCUGAAAGUACCCUCUAAACUUUCUCCACUCUCAUCCCUGUAGCAGCUACUGCAGCCAACCAAAUCCGCGCCCCACCCGACUUCCCAUGUGGAGCUGGGUGUGCCAGGUAUACGUCACAAGGCCAUGCUCGGGGAUGGGCAGAAUCACGUGGCCUUCCCUGACCGACCCUUUGGCUCUGUCUGUCCCAGCCCUUCUCUAGAGAGUAGUGUCCCACUUCAGGUCACCAGCUGCUCUACGGGCAGAGGCUACCCCCUUUCAUGGACGCUAAUAACAAAUAACAAACAUCUCAGAAGGGAACAUAGGAACCGCAUUAUUUGGCUUUUCUGAUGUUGGGCAGAUCAGUGAAGGAUGCUGUUGUGCUCCAGUCACUGACAUUUUUCAUAGAACAUUACCCCAAAAGACACAGAAAUGAUUCCAAAAAAUGUAGAAGUCCUUGCCUAGUAGGUCACUGCAAAGUGCUAAAAUCUGAAGAAAGGAAGAGCAGUUCACAAAUGCUUAUCUCCACAUUGUUCAUUGGGCUACCCUAACCUCCCCUGCUCCCAGAGAAUACCAGAUGGCUUUACAAUUGAGGUGGUUCAAACACAGAUGGCCCUUUUUCCUUUUAUUAAUUGCUCAGCUAUCUGUACAUUGGCCCCCACACCCGCCACCUGACCAGCACGGCUUCUGCCUCCCUCAGCACUGCCAGGCAGGGGUUUUCUUAGACUCAUCCUCUGGGCCACCUUCUGCUCCUCUCCCUCCCUCUUCAUUAACAUCCAGGCCACCCUCAUUACUCCUUGGCAACCUAGCUUGGGUUGGCCUCCCCAGCCAGCCUUCCAGACUGUUCUUUAUCUCCCUUGCAGCCUGUCUUGCACACCACUGUGGCCAGGUCAGUCUUUCUGAGAAUAGCAUUUCCUCACAUCAUGGCCCUGUUUACAAAGCUGUUUCCCAUUUGCCUAUCACAUCAGAUCACAUCAGAACCCUUCGGCUCUGGAUUGAAGCCGACGCCACUGUUCCUGGCAAGCCUCGUUGCCCUCCAGUCCCGGCGCUGGCCUCCGUCCCUGUCAGGCCUCGUACGAUGCUGCUGUCUGCCAUCCUGCCGUCUCCAGCUCUGCCUGCAUGUUGGUCCUGCAUUUAUCUCCACCUCACAGACUCUUAUUCCACAGCUCUGGGCAGUCCAAAGCAUACAUGGCCCAGUUAAUUCUCUUUUACUUGAAAUAUUCCCUGAGGAGCCCCCAGGUAUUUUUCCUUACUCACCGGAGACUUGUAGUCGGGGCCACACUGAUGUCAUUUGGGAAUUAUUUGCAAAGUCACAGAUCUGGACUUCUCUCUCCAGCUAAAUCAUGAGUUCCUCAGCUAAAUCACGGGCCCACAGUUCCUGCAGCAGCUGGUAAACACUUUUAGUCACGGAAGGAAGCCUUUUUCAGUUCUCAGCUCUGCCAAGGAACUUAUUUCAUGUACACAAAACCACAAACCUUGAGAGGAUUGCUGCCUGUAUCCUGUUCCCCCUCAUCUUUUUUUUCUUUAAAAAGAUGGUAAAGCUGAUUAUAAGAAUUUAAGUAACAUGGCCCUAGAACUACACUCUGACUCUGAGCCCCGUGUCCUGCCCACAGCACCAGGCCACGAAGACAGACCAUGUCGCUAUCCUCACAUUUGCUUGUAACUUAGGAGGCUUGCCAGUAAAAUCGAUGGUAACAGUGGACGUACUUCUCUUUGAAUAAGUUUAUUCUAUUUCCUUCUCCCAUUUUCUUUAUUUGUUGAAAAGAAUGGUGCUGAUUGAGAAGCCAAAUAUUAGUAACCAUUUUCCCCAUCUGGCACAGUUCUUUUGCACAGCACUGGAUUAGGCCAGGGGACUGGCCUAACUCUGCAAAUACCAGGAAAGGACUCUUCUAGGGAAAGUCGUACAAAUCUGAAUUGAUCACUAGAAAUACAUGGUCUCUACCUAAAAGAUGCUUUGUCACUUAAAAGGCUGAGUAGUCGUCAUAAUGUAAAGAAACCUCUAUUGUCAUGCAACCAUUUGCACCCAGACAUUGUGCCUGGUUGGCACUUAACAUUUUAUCAUUUGAUUCUCACACUAGCCUUGCAAUGUGAUGAAACCAAGGCUCCUAGGUGCUAAGUGACAUUCCCCUAGUCACGCAGCCUAGUGGUAGAGCGAGGAUUCAAACCUAGUUUUUGUUUUCCUUUGAGCUGGAGCUGCAAGAAAAAAAAAAAAGAAAUAAAUAAAAAACAAACCUAAGUUUGACCCCAAAUCCUGAGCUCUCCGCUGUGGGCCAUCGUAGCCUCUUUCCUCUAGUAUUUGUGGGUAGUUUUCAAGGGCUAAGAACGAUCCUCUAAUAAGUCAGUGAAAUUGCCGCACAUGAGAACAGCAUGUGUCAGCCUCUGAGGCGAGCCGGUACAAGCUCCAGGUUCUGUGAUGACACCUCCCUCCUGGUUUGAGAGCAACUGCAUAAAGGAGGCAGCAGAGGACCAUCCUCACCCUUCAGGUGCUAGCCCGUGUCAGUAGGGUCCUACACAACCUUUGCUCUGUGUUGUUGAGUCUUCCUCAGUCAGUAAAGUGACCCAUAGAUUACAUUCAGUAAGACACCAUGUUAUGUGCUUAGAGAGAAUUAAGCCAGUGAUUAGGCCUGCCGGAAACUGGCCAUCUCGCUGAACAGGUGAAACGGAUACAUAAAGUAACAGGGCCAGGCUGGAGUGGUGUGGACAGGAAGUGCUGCAGGAGCUCAGGUGAGCGGGAGACCUCAAACUUGGGGCAGUUUGAACUGGGCCUUACAAGAUGGGUAGGGUUUGUAAGGCAGAGAGAAAGAACAUUCCUGAACAACCAUGUAUGAAGACAUUGAAGGGCAAUGAGAAAGCCUGUUUGUUGAAACAGGGUGUGUGGACAAACUUGACUUGUGAGAUGUCUGUACAGAGGUGACGCUAAAUCGUGGAUGGAGUUAUGUCUUGUGUCAGGAUUUUAUCUGAGAGAAGCCACUGCCCGUGUGAAAGUUCUGAUGAGAACGGUGUUCAAGAGGAUGAGUAACCUGCCAGCACUGUGUGAGUUGGGGCAGAAGAGAGAGUCUAAGGCAAGGGAGACCCGGGAGGCUGUUACAAGGGCCAGAUGCGGGAUGUGCCUGACCCCCCAGUGGUGGCUGAGGGGAGACAUUACAAAGAAAGCAUCUUUGUUAUUUAACUGGAUAUUCUAAAGAAAGUGGUAAAUGAGGAGGGAGAAGUCAAAGAUGACCCUGAAGUUCUAAGCCUAAGUCUCUGAGGAUGCUGGUACCAUUGUCUGCUGUAGCAAAAUCAAGAUGGGGACUUCCCCUGGGUUAAAAGAGUUUACCAUUUUCCUUUAAUCUGUAUGGUGGCUUAUUCUGAUGGAAAAGAAAUUACUUCCAGAUCAACAAGACAAUGUUUUCCAUUAAGAAUUGUUCUGAGGCCGGGUGCAGUGGCUCACACCUGUAAUCCCAGCAUUUUGGGAGGCCAAGGUGGGCAGAUCACUUGGGCUCUGGAGGUCAAGACCAACCGGGGCAACAUGGCAAAACCUUGUCUCUACAAAAAAUACAAA
Nomascus leucogenys (northern white-cheeked gibbon) is the source of this 4314-nucleotide messenger RNA. RefSeq lists its product as uncharacterized. NCBI's taxonomy places the organism in Eukaryota, Metazoa, Chordata, Mammalia, Primates, Hylobatidae. The record is from RefSeq and is a predicted model, not a curated record. The coding region runs from base 1351 to 1974 and encodes 207 amino acids. The transcript has a single exon.